AUGGCGCCCUCACCAUCCCCGCUCACCAUCACCUCCGAUCUGGAAGGCUUUUCACCAAUGGCCGUCCAUGACAUCCACCUUGCGAAGCGUGCGGACUACAAGGUCGCCGCGUCCGCGGGAGCUAAGGACCCGCGAGCCUACAACAACCUAUGGUUUCAGCUGUUGUUUGCCUUCAUUGGAAUCGGAAUGACCUUGACGGCGCUGUGGUUCUUCUUCCGCGCCAAAAACGGCGGUUUCAAGUGGCGGCAGGACGACUGGGAAGACUACAAGUCGACGGUGCUGCGCCGCAAGGGACCGGACGGAAAGACACUCAGUAACGCGACAAAGAGCACCAAGCUCGGCGGAGGCAGUGUGGUACAUGGCGGCACCUACGGCGCCCCGACCAGCGUGGGAUACACCGAUGAGACGGGCACAACUGUCAGCGAAAUGCGUGAGGCCGAGGAGGGUAAAGGCCGUCGCGCCUUCGGCAUCCGUGGUGGUGACGGCGAGAAGAAGGACAAGCGCAAGAAGCGUCACGAGCACGACAACGACUACAAGGACCGCGAUCUCCGUGAUUACCGUGACGAGCGCCCCGCGAAAGUUGGCGGCCUCAACCGACAGGCGGAUGGCAUGUACACUGACUACUCCGCUACUGGUACCGAGCCCUCCGACCUAGGUUCCAACGUCUCCGGUCGCCCACUCGUCAAGGACAAGGAAAAGAAAUCCGAAAAGGACAAGAAGAAGGAAGCCAAAGCCAAGGAGCAGCGCGCAAGGGAGCGCAUGCGCAAGGCUAAGCUCGCCGAGAAGGAAGCCGCCAAGACCGCCGCUGCCGAAGCCAAAGCCCAAAAGGAAGCCGAGAAGCAAGCCGCAAAGGAGAAGAAAGCCGAGCAGAAGAAAGCAAAGAAGGCGAAGUCUGAAGUCGCGCCCUCUGAGAUCGGUGGCCCCGCAAUGACAGAGUACACCGCUCUCGAAAGCGAAUACACCUACGACGCCCCCAAGACCGAAUACACUGCCCCUUCUGAAGCUCCUGCCCCGGCUAAAGGUUCCUCUCGUCGUGCUCCUCCUUCCGCCGCAUACUCCUUCACCACCGGAGACGAUCGCACCGAGUACACAGGCGCCCGCACCGACGUCUCCAACAACAAGUCUCGUGCUGCCCCUGCCCCCUCUGAAGCCCAAGAAUCCUCCUACUACUCUGACUACCGCCCCAACGCCGAGCGUUCUCGCGCCUCUCGCUCUCAAUCCCGCCCCCGUCACGAAUCCCGCUCUCGUCCCUCUUCCCAAUCUCCUCGCAAGCACCACCGAGCUUCGCGUACCGGCCCAUCAAACGCCUCAGACAUCUUCACCACGGCGAAUGGCGAUACGCGUGGCACCAUCGCGUACCCGUGCCACAUCCCCGGUCUAAGCACCGCGGGCAGCGUCGCGCCCAACGACAGCGUGAGCCAGAUGGGUGCACCACGGGGUCCCAGGCGCGAGGAUCGUGGGGGUAGGGACGUCAUGGCUGGAUACCGCCGAGGUGGUGUGCGCACCGUGCGAAGGGAUUCACUAAGUGAUAGCGAUGCUUGA
Molecule: messenger RNA, 1542 nt
Organism: Didymosphaeria variabile
Lineage: Eukaryota; Fungi; Ascomycota; Dothideomycetes; Pleosporales; Didymosphaeriaceae
Exons: 1
Coding region: 1-1542 (513 amino acids)
Source: RefSeq, a predicted model, not a curated record